AUGAGCGAUUCAGAAAUCCUUGCUAAAGCCCUUGAAGCAGCUUUAAUGAAAAUUAACUUGAAAGAAGUUACAGAAAAUUUGAAGGAGAGUGAAAAGAAGCCAGCUUUAUCAAAACGGACCCAAGAUCAAGUUGACUUGACUUCAAAAUACAAUGAUGAGUUCUACGAAAAGUACGCUAAUGAGUACAUAGAAUUCACUUAUGCAAAUCCAACCAUUUUCCAUGUCGUUGACUAUUUUGCCGAAAAAUUGAACAACGAAGGUUUCAAGUAUCUUCCUGAGAAAAAAUCGUGGGAGAGUUUGAAACCUGGUAAAUAUUACACGAUCAGACAUGGUGCAGCAUUGGGGGCGUUUAUUGUUGGUAAAAAUUGGACUGCUGAAAGAGGAGUUGGUGUUAUUGGCUCUCACAUUGAUUCUUUAACUGUACCUUUGAAACCCAAUUCUAGCAAAGAAAAAAUUGAUGGUUAUGAGUUGUUAGGUGUGGCACCAUACGCUGGAACUUUGAAUGAUCUUUGGUUAGAUAGAGAUUUAGGAGUUGGUGGAAGUCUCUUGGUGAGAGAUUCAGCCUCCAAAAGAGUCAAUCAGCAACUAGUCGAUUCUACCCCACAUCCAAUUGCUCGCAUCCCAACGUUAGCACCCCAUUUUGGAGCUGCCUCUGCAAGACCUUAUAACAAGGAAACACAAGCAGUUCCAGUGAUUGGAUAUUCGGGGUCCGAUGACGAAGAAGAAGAAGCUACAGACGAGGAAAAAUCGUCCCCAUUAUACGGCAGGCAUCCAUUAAAAUUAUUGAGAUACAUUUCGUCCUUAGCAGGGGUCGAAGUAUCUGAAAUUCUUCAAUGGGACUUACAAUUAUACGAUGUCCAGAAAGGAACAAGAGGUGGUUUGAAUAAAGAAUUCAUCUUCAGUCCCAGAAUUGAUGACAGAAUCUGCUCAUUUGCAGCAAUUCAUUCUUUGCUCGAAAGCAAUCACGAUGCCCUUGUGGAGUCAGAUUCGUUCUCGCUUGUUGCCUUAUUUAACCAUGAAGAAAUCGGCUCAGGGUCUGCCACGGGCGCCAAGGGCGGAAUCACUGAUCUGAUAAUUUCCAGAGUUUUGGCUUCCCAAUACUUCAACCCCGACGAUUCGCAUACCCAGGAACAAUUAGAGCUAGCAUAUGCAAAUUCUAUUAUCCUAUCUGCCGAUGUCAACCAUUUGUUGAACCCCAAUUUUGCCAGUGAGUAUCUCGAUCACCAUAAGCCUGUCCCAAAUAAAGGAAUUACAAUCGCUGUGGAUCCUAACGGCCACUUCGCUACAGAUGCACCUGGAUUGGCAUUAGCCGAAGAAUUAGCCAGACUUAACAAUGACUCGCUUCAGUACUUCCAGAUACGCAAUGAUUCUAGGUCGGGCUCCUCAAUUGGUCCCUUGAUUUCUCUGCAGACCGGUGCCAGAACUAUUGAUUUAGGUAUUUCACAGCUCUCGAUGCAUUCAAUCAGAGCGACUGUGGGGUUCAAAGAUAUUGGUUUGGGUAUCAAGUUUUUUAACGGGUUCUUCUCCAAUUGGAGAAAAACCUAUGACGGCUACUCUACCCUAUAA
Molecule: messenger RNA, 1566 nt
Organism: Debaryomyces hansenii CBS767
Lineage: Eukaryota; Fungi; Ascomycota; Pichiomycetes; Serinales; Debaryomycetaceae
Gene: LAP41
Product: metalloaminopeptidase
Exons: 1
Coding region: 1-1566 (521 amino acids)
Biological process (GO): proteolysis
Cellular component (GO): fungal-type vacuole
Molecular function (GO): zinc ion binding; metalloaminopeptidase activity
Source: RefSeq, a predicted model, not a curated record